Acyrthosiphon pisum (pea aphid) is the source of this 750-nucleotide messenger RNA. RefSeq lists its product as uncharacterized. The transcript has a single exon. The record is from RefSeq and is a predicted model, not a curated record. Lineage: Eukaryota; Metazoa; Arthropoda; Insecta; Hemiptera; Aphididae. Bases 271 to 750 code for a protein of 159 amino acids.
CCGAGCACUGCCCCGUGUGAACUCAUGGAACCAGUACUCGGCCUAGUAAUCUGACGAGUAAAAUAAGCGGGCGAGUGAAUAGAAACAGUUUCUAUUCAUUGGGCCGAGUGACUACCCCCACUACCAAGAUGUAUGGUACUCGGCGUGUCUAAACCGCUAGCCGAGUGUCGUGUAACGAGUAGUUCAGUACUCAGCAUAGUUGUGAAUAUAAUAUGUUUGUGGCGUCUUAACCUGUAGUUGUAUUUUUUUCAUCAAAAAUAUUUAUUUAGUAUGAAUCGUCAUCGUAAAAUAAAACGAUUUUUCAAAGAUUACGUAAAUCAAAUCUAUCCGAUGAUGAUAGAAUUAUUGGAAGAUGAGUUACAGAAAAGUACAGAAAAGAGGAAGCGGAUUUGGACCAGAAAAUGGAUCUUACGUCGAGGCACACACGGUGCUUCUGUUGGACUUCUUAGAGAGCUAGCGAGUGAAGAUGUUAACGAAUAUAGAUCAUUUAUGAGGAUGAAUGUUGAACAAUUUCAACUGAUUUUACAAAAUAUCUCGGAUAAAAUUCAACGAUCAGACACAGCAAUGAGGGAAGCCAUAUCAGCAAAAGAUAAGUUACAAGUAACUUUGUCUUUUUUGGCAACAGGAAAUAGUUUCAGAACUCUCACACAUAUUUUUCGAGUGCCUAAGCCAUCGAUAUCCACAUUUCUUCCUGAAGUUUUAGAUGCUAUUUACGACUUCUUAAAGGAUUAUAUUAAGGUAAGGAAAUAA